AUGGAUCCAUUAGAAGAACAAACACAGGAAAUAGAAGUACUUCAAUCUAUAUAUCCAGAUGAAAUAACAUUACAUUCAAAUAAUAAUUAUUAUAUAUCAAUAAAAUUAGAUUGUCAAUGUGAUAAAAUUCAUACAUUACAAUUAAAUGUAAAAUAUCCACCAAAUUAUCCAAAUGAAAUUCCACAAUUAUCAAUAAAUAAUAUAACAGAAGAGGAUGAAGAAAUAGAAGUUUCAGAUGAAGAAGUAGAUGAAGAUUUAAUCAAAGCUUUAAAUAUGUCAGAAUUGAUUAAUUUUGAAAAAGAUGAUUUAAAAGAAUUAUUAAAUAAAUUAAAUGAAGAAGCUGAAUUAAAUCUAGGCAUGCCCUCCAUUUUUGCGUUAAUUACUUUAUUAAAAGAUGAAUCUGAAUCAUUAUUCUCUACUAAAUUACAAUUAAAACAAAAUGAAUUUGAAAGAGAAAGACGAGAAAAAGAAAAAGAAGAAAGUAAAAAAUUUAUAGGUACUAAGGUCACUAGUGAAAGUUUUAAUGAAUGGAGAUUAAAAUUUAGAAAAGAAAUGCAAUUUGAAAAAAUGGAUUUAGAAAGAUUCGAAAAAAUGCAUAAUGGUAAAUUGACCGGUCGUGAAAUUUUUGAAAAAGGUUUGGCUAAAGAUGAAGAUGAUGAUGCAACAAAUGAAGAUAUAAUUGAUAAUAUGAAAAAGGUAAAUAUAUAA
Insectozyma verbasci is the source of this 708-nucleotide messenger RNA. NCBI's taxonomy places the organism in Eukaryota, Fungi, Ascomycota, Pichiomycetes, Serinales, Debaryomycetaceae. The record is from the annotation of a GenBank genome assembly.